Messenger RNA from Caenorhabditis briggsae, 624 nucleotides. Lineage: Eukaryota; Metazoa; Nematoda; Chromadorea; Rhabditida; Rhabditidae. Gene Ontology annotation, molecular function: serine-type endopeptidase inhibitor activity. The record is from RefSeq and is a predicted model, not a curated record. The coding region runs from base 1 to 624 and encodes 207 amino acids. The transcript is spliced from 3 exons.
AUGCUUAUUUUAUCAUUUUGUCUAUUACUGCUAUCAGCUGGUUCCGUGCGAGGUCAAGGGGCGGAUUGGCUUUGCGAGUCCCUGAUUUGUGAUCCUCCAAAAAAGUGUCUCAUUGUGGACCAGGUCGCUCAAUGCCUUGUUGAAAACACGCCGUCUCCUCCGCCGUUUGGAACUGUAAAUGGUGGUCAGCCGUUGUUUCCACCAGCUCCUACUCAAACGGGAUCUCCAACACCUAAUAUCCCGGCUCCUCUAGCUCCUACACCUACAAUCCCGCCUAGUACACAACCCACUCCCACUACACCCUCUUCUCCAUUUGCUCCAUUUUUGAAUUUGUUCGGAGGAGGAACUCCUGGAGCUCCUGCUCCUACACUGAUUCCCCCUUUCACUCUCCCAACUCUUCCUACAACUGCACCACCAACAACUCCGGAUCCUGUCGAUGUCUGUACCCUGCCUCCAGUCACAGGAUCAUGUAGCAGAGCGAGAAUUAUGUGGUACUACGAUAACGAAUCUAGAAAAUGUGAAAGGUUCAGCUGGAGUGGAUGUGGUAACCAAAAUCGGUUUGCUAGCAAGAUGCAAUGUGAACAAACGUGCUCGCAGAACUCCCUAUUCAAGCGAAAUUUUUAA